Ogataea philodendri is the source of this 1311-nucleotide messenger RNA. RefSeq lists its product as uncharacterized. The transcript has a single exon. NCBI's taxonomy places the organism in Eukaryota, Fungi, Ascomycota, Pichiomycetes, Pichiales, Pichiaceae. The coding region runs from base 1 to 1311 and encodes 436 amino acids. The record is from RefSeq and is a predicted model, not a curated record. Gene Ontology annotation, cellular component: mitochondrion. Gene Ontology annotation, biological process: biosynthetic process; L-aspartate catabolic process. Gene Ontology annotation, molecular function: pyridoxal phosphate binding; L-aspartate:2-oxoglutarate transaminase activity.
AUGUUGAGAGGUUCAAGUGUCAGAACAAUCCAAGGUCUACAAAGCUCGCAAACUUUGCGGUUGGGUGCCAAAAGAAACCAGUCCGCUUGGGCAAAUCUCCAAGCUGCUCCAGCCGAUAAAAUUCUCGGUUUGACUGUGUUAUACAACAAGGAUACCAACCCAUCGAAAAUCAAUUUGGGUGUGGGUGCCUACAGAGACAACAACGGAAAGCCAUGGAUUCUUCCCUCUGUGAAGAAGGCCGAGGAAGUGCUGGCUAAGACUGAGGAGAGCAAGGAAUACGUUCCAAUUGUUGGUUCGCCUAAAUUUAACGAAUUGAUCAAAACGCUGCUGUACUCACACGACGACGCUGGAAAGCAGCUUUUGAAGGACGGACGUGUUCUCACCUCGCAAGGUAUCUCGGGAACUGGUUCUUUGAGAGUUUUGGGAGAGUUUGUGAGAACAUUCUACCCAACAUCGAAAAAAGUUCUUGUGCCAAACCCAACUUGGGCUAACCACGUCGCAAUUUUGGAAAAAGCCGGUCUCACCACUGAAAAAUACAAAUAUUACGAUUUCAAGACUAACGCAUUGGACGAGCAAGGAAUGCUCGCCGACUUGGCCGCUGCCGAGCCAGGUACCGUUGUUCUUCUCCACGCUUGUUGCCACAACCCUACCGGUGUUGAUCCAAAGUUGGAGCAGUGGGACAAGAUUUUGGACGUGAUCUCUGAGAAGAAGCUGUUGCCAUUCUUGGACAUGGCCUACCAAGGAUUUGGCUCUGGUUCUCCAAUUGAGGACCUGGGCAUUUUGUUCAAGUUCAACAAGGCCGUUGCUGACGGAAAGCUGUCCAACUUUGUUCUUUCUCAAUCUUUUGCCAAGAACAUGGGUCUUUACGGAGAGAGAGUUGGUUCUUUGUCGCUGAUCACUUCUGGUCCAGAAGAGACUGUGAGAGUCAAGUCCCAGCUCGAGAAGGUUAUUAGACCAUUGUACUCCUCUCCACCAUCCCACGGAUCCAAGUUGGUUGAGAUCAUUCUCUCUGACGAGGCUAUUUACCAACAAUGGCUCAAAGACGUCAAGGUCAUGGCCGACAGACUUAUUGAGAUGAGAGCCCUGUUGUACGAUAAACUGAAGAACACAUACAAGAACCCAUUGAACUGGGAUCAUCUCCUAAACCAGAAAGGUAUGUUCUGCUACACUGGUUUGAGCGAGGAGCAAGUCAAGAAACUGAUUGACAAGUCCGUUUACCUCACUUCCGACGGUAGAAUCUCCAUUGCAGGUAUCUACCCGGCCAACGUUGACUACCUGGCAAAGGCCAUCCACGAAGUCACCACCAACUAA